UAAACGUCUGUUUUGAAAUAUUCCAUUCAAUCCGAAGGCUUCUCGAUGGGCGGGCGCUGCAAUUCCGGCACUUGGCUGCUUGAGGUCGGGAACCCGUCGUCUUGCAGUACGUGACUGCGCUUUUGCCUCUGGGGAGUGAAUAAAAUACUGGCUUCCAGCUUACUUCGCUUUUUCCGGCUAACCACUUCUCUCAAUUCUUUCAUCCGUUGAUAAGUUCCUUGGAAAGGAGAGUUCUUGCAAUCAUUUUCUCUUCGAUUCGCUUACUUCGGGGGAAAAUGGAGGGGAUUUUGAUCGGUGAUGCGUCCAGGGUUCGGUUUGUGCCGCUGGCCUUGGGAGCCAAAGGACGCAGGAAAAGCUUGCGUUUUGAGGAUUUAAAAUUCGGGAUUUCGAAGGGAGGUAGAAAGGGAUUCGUUCCUCUUCGCUGCAUCAGUUCUGAUGAUGUACGUGAUAUUCUUCUAUUGGUUAUUGGGUCUAAUGGUAGUGAAAAGGAGUCCCCCGCUGAAGCAGCAAGGAAGUUACUAAGCAAAGAUUUCAUUGCAAAUUUUGUUGAAGUCAGAGAGUGGGAAAGUGGAAAGUCUCUAGAUACGAUAUUAGAAAAUCAAGGCAUAAGAAUUAGAAGACGACCUCCCAAUGGACCUCCUGCACACAGUGUGGGACCCUUUGAAUUCCGUUUAGAGAGCGAGGGAAAUACACCUCGCAACAUUUUGGAAAAAAUUAUUUGGAACAAGGACGUUGAAGUUGCACAGUUAAGAGAGAGAAAACCGUUAAGCAUGAUCAACAAAGAUAUUAAGAAUGCUCCGCCUGUCAGAGAUUUUCUAGGGGCUUUGAAAGCAUCUUAUCAACGAACUGGUAUGCCCGCUUUGAUAGCUGAGGUGAAAAAGGCGUCUCCAAGCAGCGGAGUGCUUCGGGAGGACUUUGAUCCGGUUCAAAUAGCUCAUUCUUAUGAGAAGAAUGGAGCAGCAUGCCUGAGCGUUUUGGCUGAUGAGAAGUAUUUUCAGGGAAGCUUUGAGAAUUUGGAGGCUAUUCGGAGAGCUGGCGUCAAGUGCCCGCUUCUCUGCAAGGAGUUUAUUAUUGAUGCCUGGCAAAUUUAUUAUGCUCGGUCAAAAGGAGCAGAUGCAGUCCUUUUAAUUGCUGCUGUAUUGCCUAACAUUGACAUAAAGUACAUGUCUAUAAUUUGCCAAAAGCUUGGCAUGGCAGCUCUGGUUGAGGUGCAUAAUGAAAGAGAAAUAGACCGUGUUCUGGGCAUUACUGGUAUAGAACUUAUUGGCAUCAAUAACCGUGACCUCGAAACUUUUGUGGUUGAUAUUUCCAACACAAAAAAGCUUCUAGAGGGAGAAAGAGGCGAGGUUAUUCGCCAAAAGGGCAUAACCGUUGUGGGAGAGUCUGGAUUGUUUACUCCUGAAGAUAUCGCGUUUGUUCAAAAUGCUGGCGCCCAUGCGGUUUUGGUCGGGGAGUCCCUAAUCAAACAAGAUGAUCCGGGAAAAGGGAUAGCACAGCUUUUUGGGAAAGAUAUAUCUUCCUAAACUUCAAUAUUUCAAGCUAAUCCAGUUGGUAAGAGCUUUGGGCCAUAAGCUAAACCUCUCCUACUCUAUAAUAAGUUUUCCAUCCUAAGAAAAAUUCUUACUAUUAACCAUUUGUUUUGCCAAUUAUUUAUUGUUUUUGACCUUAAUAAAUUAUCUAUUCAUUCUAUUGGGAAGUUUGGAAUCUAUC
Dendrobium catenatum is the source of this 1710-nucleotide messenger RNA. RefSeq names its product indole-3-glycerol phosphate synthase, chloroplastic. NCBI's taxonomy places the organism in Eukaryota, Viridiplantae, Streptophyta, Magnoliopsida, Asparagales, Orchidaceae. The record is from RefSeq and is a predicted model, not a curated record. The transcript is spliced from 10 exons. Bases 276 to 1523 code for a protein of 415 amino acids. Gene Ontology annotation, biological process: L-tryptophan biosynthetic process. Gene Ontology annotation, molecular function: phosphoribosylanthranilate isomerase activity; indole-3-glycerol-phosphate synthase activity.